AUGUCAGAUUCACUCAUCCACUCAAUGGCUGGUGCAGCUGGUGUCGAAACAAAGCAUGAACACAAGACCACCUACCAAGCGGUUGUGGAUAUUAUCAAGCGAGAAGGGGUGCUUGGCCUAUACAGCGGCUUAAACUCUAGCUUGCUAGGCAUAGCGAUCACCAAUGGAGCUUAUUACUACUUCUAUGAGAGGUCGCGAGGCAUUAUUCUUGCCUCCCGCAAAGGGAGUAAAGCGCUCAGCACCUUGGAGUCUAUGUUAGCAGGCGUCAUCGCGGGUUCCGCUACUACUCUCAUCAGCAACCCCAUCUGGGUCGUCCAAACUUCCCAAGCUACGCGGACGAUGGAAGGCUCCCCGGACGUUGCACGCGAAGGCCCCGCCAUCAAGAAGCUUAGUAUCGUCGAAACCGUUCAGCACAUUAUGCGCAAAGAUGGUAUCCAGGCGUUCUGGCGGGGUAUCGGUCCCGCGCUAGUCCUUGUCAUCAACCCCGUGCUGCAGUACACUGUGUUUGAGCAGUUAAAGAACUUUUUGAUCCGGACGAGGACGGCUAAGCUACGAGCCAGCGGCGCUACCACGGCCGUCGCAGUCCUGUCGGAUUGGGAUUUCUUCUUCUUAGGCGCUCUGUCUAAGCUGAUUGCGACGUCAUCGACUUAUCCCUACAUUGUCGUGAAGAGCCGACUGCAAGCCGGUCAUGCAAGAGCGCUGAAGUACAAGUCCACGCUCGACGGCAUACUGACGAUCCUCCGAGAAGAAGGGGUAGAAGGACUAUACAGAGGCGUGGGCAGCAAGCUCCUGCAAAGCGUCCUGACCGCCGCCAUUCUGUUCGCCUGCCAGAGGAGAAUAUACGAGAUCACCAAAGCGGCUCUUAACCCUGCACUCGUGAAAUAG
This is a messenger RNA of Gloeophyllum trabeum ATCC 11539, 885 nucleotides long. Its product is annotated as mitochondrial carrier. The coding region runs from base 1 to 885 and encodes 294 amino acids. Gene Ontology annotation, molecular function: AMP transmembrane transporter activity; FAD transmembrane transporter activity; ATP transmembrane transporter activity. Lineage: Eukaryota; Fungi; Basidiomycota; Agaricomycetes; Gloeophyllales; Gloeophyllaceae. The transcript is spliced from 8 exons. Gene Ontology annotation, cellular component: peroxisomal membrane. The record is from RefSeq and is a predicted model, not a curated record.